GAACAUAGUUCAAAGUGACGUAGGACGUUUCACUUUCUGACCCAGUUGAAUUUAAGGAAGUCCAAAUCGUGUCAGAGAAGAGUCUUUCUUCAAAUUAGGGAACUUUAGGAUAACAAUAAUAAGAUAAGAACACCUAUAUUGUAAAACGAAUCGCGAUAUUAAAAGACCACCAAGUCAUAGACUCACGGCUAAAGUUCAGGUUUACAGUACAGGGUACUGUAUAGUGAGUAUAAGCGAUAGCUACCAUUGGCUUAUUUUAAGAACGGGUAUCAUAUAUUUUCUCAGUAUUUUAUCUCUUGUUCACUUUACUCACACUAAACAUGUCUGGACUUGUUCCACGUAUAUGAAGCAGAUAAGAAAACGCGGCCACAUCACUUGACUUUUGCUCACAGUCAACUUAAUGGAAAAAAGUAGCGAGGAAGAGAAAACCAACGAUGAAGAUGGAGAUAAACCUGUUGAUUGUAGAUUAGAAGAUGAAGAUGUAGUGACAUCUACGUCUCGAUGUGGGGAAGCAGACUGUUCUGAGAUUUUAGGGAAGGAAUUGCAACGGGUGUGCAAUGAGCAGCUGGAAUUGGAGAGGACACCCGGAGUGCAAAGACAAAAUGAUGAGAGAGAUGCUGCCUCCUGCUUCAUGGACACCUGCAAUCCUUCCAUAUCCAGCCUUUCGUCAUCAUCGUCCUCCUCUAUGUUGUUUCUCACACCACCCUUACCUCCUUCUGUGGAGCUCUCAGCUGUCUUGACUGAUACCAGGCUGACCUUGGAUGUCUACCUGGGAGGAGCAGCUGCACUGCCGCUGCUAUGGGGUUCCAUUCCAGGACACCUCCGGAGGCUCCGUUAUUUGCGACUUGGUUCUGAGGAUAAAAGCGCCCUGGAUGGUGCCCUGAGUGUCCUUCCGCAUUUGACAGGACUACGUUCGCUUGCCAUACGAGGACACUGUUUUUAUGAUGCACAAGGAAAUCCCUUGCCUGGCCUCCUCACCACUUUGCCCACAUCCCUUGUCUCGCUCUCCCUCCUGGUGCACGUGGAUCUCUCCUUCAACCAGCUCUCCGUCUUUCCAUCAUGUCUUCUCAGCUUACCUGCGUUGUCCGCCUUGCUCCUGUGUCACAACCGCUUUUCGGAACUUUCCACUGAUAUUGGCCAGCUGUCCAGCCUCACCUAUCUGUCCCUCAUUGGAAACAAGCUGGUUUCCCUGCCUGCGAGUUUAGGCCAGCUGAAAGAGCUACAGACACUGGAUGUCUCAGAUAACCUCCUUGAGGAGCUGCCCGAUGAAAUUGGUUCUUUGGGAGAGCUUGUUAAUUUUGAACUUUCCCACAACAAACUGAAGAGGCUACCGGACACGAUGGGCUCGCUCCGUUCCCUGAGGGAGCUUGUCAUCUUUAGCAAUGACCUCCGCUUCUUACCAUCCUGCCUGAAUGAUUUGCCGUUGCUGAAAAUGGAUGUUCGAGAUAAUCCUUUGGGGCGACCGCCGACACCUCCACCUGUUUUCUCACCAGAUGAAGGACAACCAAACAUUCCUGAGUUGCAUCUACUAUUCAACCAGCACAGUUUUAGUGUUACGUCUUCUGGAUGUCAUGUGUUUCUCCCAGGGGGGACGCAGCUGCUGUUCCCCCCAGGGUGCCUGCAGUCGCCGACAACUCUGGAGUGGGCAGAGAGAAGACCACAACGAAAAUGGGUGUUGCUGGGGGAGCAUGACAUUCUCCUCAGUCGUCCACUGGAACUUCGUCCUCAUGGCGUUUCAUUUCUUAAGCCGGUCGAGGUGUGCAUUGCACAUCACCGCAAAAAAUGGAAGGAGGUGGUGGUGCGCAAGUAUGACGGAACCUCGUGGCACACUUUGCCUACUUCUCUCAGGAAAGGAAGUGAAAGACACAGCAUUCACUCUUUGGAGCGUCCAGCCAGACUGGCUUGUUGUUCCGUGAGCCAGUUUUCCUGGUUCAUCGUGAUAGCCCGUCCAGUGACGGACAGCUGCUCAGUUUCCCCAGCAGGAGCCCUGUUAGUGUCCAGUGCUCACCCUGGAGUCAAGCUCAACUUCCCCCCAGACUCCACCAGUCAAACCCGCACCAUAACUUUACAGGUGCUGCAGGUGUCAGUGUCAGAAGUACAGGUGUUGUGCGGUGAUCCACAAGCUAGUGUCAGUCCUCUCCUCUGCCUCUCACAAACUCCCAGCAUGCAUUUCCUGCAGCCAGUCAAAGUUCAAGUUCCACUGCCGCCAGGGGUCACAGGUCACACAAUUGACAAAUCGUGUUUGUAUCUGCUGCGCGGAGACUCCACUGCCCAAACUUGGACAGACAUCACACCACAAGUGUCUCUCUAUGUUACGCACUUGUACGCCAUUUUCUACAUUACACAUUUCUCCUGGUACUGGUUGUGGUACAAGACUCAGAGUUGUGUUGGUGGCAUGGUUAGAAAGGUGUACCAAAGGCUAAAGCAGUUUAAAGUCCAGUUCAUGGCUCUCCAGCGGAAAACGGAUCCUUCACAAGUCCUGCUGCAGUGUUUACCAGCUAACAAGGUGGAAGACAGAGUGCAGUCACUGUCAGAACAGUACGAGGGACCCCAGCCUUCAGACCUGUGUGACCUUCUGGAAGGAGAGCAGUUCUUUGCCGGCUUUGAAAGAGGUUUAGAUAUCUGCACAGACAGACCAGACUGUGUCGAGGGAAGACUGUGUUUUGUGUUUUACUCCAGUCUGAAGAAUUUGAAGGAAGUUUACAUCUCUCCUGCAAAGGGCCUCCAGGGUCCAGUGAGAGGAGAAGUUUCUUUUUACAGAGGCGAGAUUCCCAGUAGUUUACCAAAGGAAAUAGUGAGCAAGAGGAAAGGACAUGACAGCCAAUGGCUUGCAACUUUACCGCUAAGACUUCCUGCGCUAGGUGCCGACAACAAGUACAUAACUGAAGAAUUCCAGCUUCCUCCUUUGAAUCUCGGAGACCCCGAGAGUGGCUACCUGACAGAAGCCAAUCUGCUCUCCAUCUCACUCCAGAUUGGACAGGAUUGGCGCGUUAUUGGCAUCAAUCUUGGCUUAAGCUACCAGGAGUUAGACCGCAUUCAAUAUAAAUACAGGGACAAUCUUGGAGCUCUGGUGCUGGACAUGCUCUUUCACUGGGCCCAAGGACAGAAGAGCGCCGGGCCUGGGGCGGUGUCCCGGUUGAAGGCGGCCAUGAUUGAGAGUGACAGGAGAGACAUUGCAGAUGAGCUCGAAGACAUAGUCAGUCUGGGAAAGCAAAAGUACACCGAGUCACUGAGGAGAGUGGGACUGGAGGCGGGGAGGAGCAGUCCUUUCUGUGAAAGCCAGCAGUAGAGAAGUUCUCACUGGGUGCAGGUGGCUUUUCUGUUUAUUUGUCCUAUUUUACACAACCACAGUAUGCACUACAUUGGAUUUGUUUUAUCUAACCUACCAACAGUUCACUUAAAAAAAUUAUCAACUCAAAGAGAUUUUAAUUAUGUUGUCAAACCUUUGAAUUUGGAUCCUCUUGGUUUCUAUCUGAUAAGAUUACAGGGAGGUAGUUUAGCAAACACUAAAUGUUGCUAAGCUUUCACUCACUUUUGACUCAGAAAGUUCACAAAGUGUUUUUUACUUGUCACAAAAAUCAUUUUAGCUCUGUGUUGCUCAUGCAACAGAAUGCUCAUUUAGAAUUGAUACAUUUCUAUCCUUUUUAUUGUGUGAAUAGAACCAACUGCUCUGGAAAUAUUAAUUAAAUGUCACAUCCUGGGCUGA
Molecule: messenger RNA, 3706 nt
Organism: Syngnathus typhle (broad-nosed pipefish)
Lineage: Eukaryota; Metazoa; Chordata; Actinopteri; Syngnathiformes; Syngnathidae
Product: p53-induced death domain-containing protein 1-like
Exons: 14
Coding region: 401-3289 (962 amino acids)
Biological process (GO): signal transduction; apoptotic process; DNA damage response
Molecular function (GO): protein binding
Source: RefSeq, a predicted model, not a curated record